UCCACUCUCCAGCCCAACAACUGGCAAGAUGAAGUGGGUCACCUUCAUCUCCGUCCUCCUCCUCUUCAGCUCAGCUCACUCCAGGGAACUGUUCCGCAGAGAUGCUCACAAGAGUGAGCUUGGCCACCGUUACAAGGAGUUGGGAGAAGAUCAUUUCAAAGCCCUGGCCCUGGUCACGUUUUCUCAGUACCUCCAGAAAUGCCCUUUCGAUCGGCAACUGAAGCUGGCGGAGACCGUCUUGGAGUUGGCCAAAGCCUGCGCCGACGACGAGAGCCACGCGGGUUGUGACAAGUCCCCGUCCCUCGUGUUUGCGGAGGAGCUAUGCAAGGCCGAACACCUGCAGGACUCCUACGCGGAGCUGGCCGAAUGCUGCACUAAAGCGGACGCCGAGAAAGCCGAAUGUUUACUGAAACACAAAGAUGACACCCCCGACGUCCCUCCCUUCACCAGGCCGGAAGCUGCCGUGCUCUGCAAGGAGUACGAGGACAACAAGAAGCUGUUCGUGGGAAAGUACCUGUAUGAAGUGGCCAGGCGGCACCCCUACGCCUACGGGUCCGCGCUCCUCUACUACGCUCACGAGUACGAAGAUGACCUGAAGGAGUGCUGCAAAGAGGCUGACCAGGGGGCCUGCCUCAAGGAGAAGAUUCCCGAGUUGAAGGAGAAAGUGUUGUUCAACAGUGCCAAGCAGAGGUUCCGAUGUGCUACUUACGAGAAGUUUGGAGAGAGAGCCAUGAAAGCUGCCCUGGUCGCCAAGGUGAGCCAGAAGUUCCCCAAGGCUGACUUCGCCGAUGUCCAUAAGGUCGUGGAGGAUUUGGCCAAGGUGGUCAAGGAGUGUUGCCAUGGUGACCAGCUGGAGUGCAUGAAGGACCGGGCGGACCUUACCAAGCACCUGUGCGAAAACCAGGACACCUUCUCCAGCAAGCUGAAGACCUGCUGUGACAAACCCCUGGUGGUCCGCAGCCAAUGCGUCGUGGAUCUGGAGAACGACGAAACUCCCGCUGACCUUCCCACCAUGGUUUCCGUCUACGUGGAAGACAAGGAAGUCUGUAACAACUACGCCGGAGCGAAGGAUCUCUUCCUGGCCACGUUCCUGUAUGACUACGCCAGGAGGAACACUGAUUUCUCCACAUCCCUGCUCUUGAGAGUGGCCAAGGGCUACCAAGCCAAGCUGACCGAGUGCUGCGCCGGAGCCGACCCCAACGCUUGCCUGGCCAAAGCGGCGGAAGAACUCAAGGCCUACCGGGCCGAAACCCAAACCCUGGUCCAGAGCAACUGUGAUCUCUUUGGCAAAUUUGGAGAGUAUGGAUUCCAGAAUACCCUCCUGGUCCGCUACACCCGGAAGUUUCCACAGGUGUCAACUCCAACCCUGCUGGACCUCUCUCAUCACCUGGCCCAUGUCGGAACCAAGUGCUGCAAGCUGGACGACACACACAAACUGGCCUGCGCUGAUGACUACCUGGCCUUGGUGCUCGACAAAAUGUGCCGCCUGCACGAGAAGACCCCGGUCAGCAACAGAGUCACCAAGUGCUGCGCUGACUCCCUCGCCGACCGCAGACCCUGCUUCUCGGCCCUGGGCCCGGACGAAACAUUCGUCCCCAAGGAAUUCGAAGCUGACACCUUCACCUUCCACGAGGACCUGUGCACUCUACCUGAAGAUCAACAGAAAGCCAAGAAGCAGACCGUGCUAGUGGAGCUUGUCAAGCAUAAGCCCAAGGCCACAGACGAGCAGCUGAAAGAGGUCACGACCGACUUCACAGCUAUGGUGACGAAAUGCUGCGCGGAAGCCGUCAAGGAAGCCUGUUUCGCCGAAGAGGGAGCCAAACUGGUGGCCAAGAGUAAAGCUCUCCUAGCAUAAACCAAGUCCGACGGCCGCCAGCCUUUCAGCUCACCGGUGGAGUGACAUGUAGAGACGCGUGACCCCCGAUCCAUCCACUUUGAUUUUCUGGUCGAGGCAAACCAUCGGCCGAUCCAGAAAAGAACAAGUCUCUUCUCCCUGUGCUGGAAUGAGUAACAAAUAAAAGCAUAAAAAACUA
Messenger RNA from Tachyglossus aculeatus (Australian echidna), 2033 nucleotides. It is a transcript of the gene ALB, whose product is annotated as albumin. Gene Ontology annotation, biological process: transport. The record is from RefSeq and is a predicted model, not a curated record. The coding region runs from base 29 to 1855 and encodes 608 amino acids. Lineage: Eukaryota; Metazoa; Chordata; Mammalia; Monotremata; Tachyglossidae. The transcript has 15 exons. Gene Ontology annotation, cellular component: cytoplasm; blood microparticle.